This is a messenger RNA of Centruroides sculpturatus (bark scorpion), 2650 nucleotides long. RefSeq names its product F-box/LRR-repeat protein 3-like. The transcript is spliced from 4 exons. Lineage: Eukaryota; Metazoa; Arthropoda; Arachnida; Scorpiones; Buthidae. The coding region runs from base 143 to 1684 and encodes 513 amino acids. The record is from RefSeq and is a predicted model, not a curated record. Gene Ontology annotation, molecular function: protein binding.
AUUCUAGACGCUAACAUCGCGCACAAAACAAGUACACGUUUCUGAGCUAAGUAUAGCAUUCAGCAGAAAAGAUAACGGAAACUCUCACUUGUACAAAAAACGAGGAUAAUUAAAUGAUUCGUGUUAUCUGCAAUUAUAUUCCAUGACUUACUAUUCCUCAAAGUAUUAUCCUAGCAAAUCCUUAACCACUUAUCCUCGUAUAUCACUUCCUAGUAGAAGAAGAUUUCUUACUACUACUACAACUCCCAGUGCAACUACUGCAGUCAAUGAAAUUAAAACAGAUAAAGAAACCAAGAAGAAAAAAACUAAAGAAAGAAAGAAAAAAGAACCCCCUAAACCCGUUUAUUGGGAAUAUCUUCCUGAUAUCUUAUUAGAAGAUAUAUUUUCAUAUCUGAGCAUCUCUCAGAGGCACACAGCAUCUCAAGUGUGCCUUAACUGGUUUAGAAUAUUUUCUUCUCCAAAUGUGUGGAGGACUUUUGUUUUGGAUGAUAGAACUCUAACAAGACGUAAAUUUAAUUAUUAUCUUGGUUAUCAAUAUAUCUUGGAUCAUCAAAGAACUCAAAUUUGUUUACAUAGAGUUGGUCGUGCUAUCCGCACACUUAUUUUCAAACCGAUUCCAAAUUUUUUUAAUUUGUACGAAUUUAUGUCAAUUGUUACAUAUUUUUGCGAAUUCUUUGACGAAAAUCCGAUGUAUUUGGUUAAAAACUUACAUUUUCGAUUUGCUUGCGAUUCGGCUUCUAAUUCUUCAGAAGAAGUUUUUGGAACUGGAGGAAGAUUGCUUCAAGCGUUAAAACGUUUAAUGAAGAAUCUAAUCGGUUUAAGAUAUUUAUCUCUUCAAGAUUUAUUGUUAGAUACGCCUGAAGCAAUGUUUCUGUUAGAUGAUGUUGUGCAAAAUUGCUCAGAAACUUUAAGAACUCUACGAAUUGUAAAUUGUACAAAAGUUCCUUACGCAUUCAUGCACGUUGGAGUAUUUUUAAAUUUGAAGACUCUCAUUGUUUCUCCUCAACAUCUGAGUGAUGACAUUGUGAUUUUGCUGGGUCACACGAAGUUAGUUGAUCUGUAUAUUCUUCAAGUGAAGCAUACUGAUGUUGCAACACCCGUAUCGAGAAAGACGUGGAAGGAAUGUCGAAAAAUUUCACCAAACCUUCGUGUUCAUCUCGUUAUCGAUGGAAAAGUCAAAGCAGAGGUAAUGUGGCAAGAAGGCGCUCCAAUAAGAUCUAUAAUUUAUAAAACACCAUAUAAUAGAAUUACAGUACAAAGCGCAUUAACAGCAGCAACUAUGUAUACAAAUGAUUUGGAAUGUUAUGCCUUCAUUGGGAUACCAAGAUUUUAUAUGCCAAAACCGUUCCAAGAAAGAGGUGAUUCACCUCUGGUAUUACUAUGUCGCAAUUGUCCAAAUGUAAAGACUUUAGUGAUCAGAGAACGUGUAUCGACGGCGACAGUAUUAUUAAUGGCUUUCUACUGUAAGAAUAUAGAGACUUUUAUCGUAAGAAGAAAUGCCAUAAUUAAGAGAUGCGAUUGGCCAAGAAAUCCCGAUUGGACUGAUGAAUUCUAUUCUUGGUUAAAGACUGCUUCACAAUCGUAUGAAUCUACAGCUAAAGAAGUGUCUUCAAUAUUAGGAAGAGCAUGGAAACCUAUUGGAGAUCAAGAAUUUAAACUGUAUAGAAUUAAUUCUUAUUUAUAAAGAGAGAGAGAGAGAGAGAGAGAGAGAGAGAGAGAGAGAAGUUUAAAAAUGUGGAAAAACUUGAAAUGAACGUAAAGAGAUGUGAUUGUGGCAAGAUCGGCUGUUUUCCUUAAUUUUGCUUCGGCUAUCGCUUAAUGCAGAUUGUUUUCUAAUAUCCGAGAUUAUAUCGAUAUUACUAAUUUUUUAUUUUUUAAAGUUUAUAGUAAAUUGCUUAGAGAAAUAAAGAAUGGGGACCGGCUCAAUGCACCAUUACAAAAUUCUUUGCUUUGAAAUUAAAAAUUACUAAUUCUAUUGAUUUUCAAUAAGGUCAAAAAUAUUAAAUCAAAUUACAUUUAAAUUUAUUAAUAAAUUAGUUUGAAAUUUAUUAAUAAAUUAGUUAUUAAAGCUAACUUAUUAAUAAAUAUGAUAUUUUAUCCUUGCGAAUAUAAGUAUUUGUAUAUGAAUGUCUAUACAUUAAGCUGGUCUCAUAAUGUGAUAUUUACAAUAAGAAUAAUAUUUUUUAUUUAGGAAUAAAUUGAUUUUCUUAUUUUUACUGAAGCUAUCCAUGCUUAUUAGUUUGAAUAUAAUAUCACCACAUAUCAAAUUCGGAUUGUUUGUUAUAUUUAUUAUACAGUUUGGAUAUAGGGCCUAUGUUAAAUUUAAUCGAAAAUAUAAUCAGGCCAUUGCUUUGUUGCUCGGAUUUAUAAUGGAGCAUGUUACGAUCUCAAAAAAUAUUACACUAAAGUUUCAAGAAAGAACUUAAUGAAAUGUUUUGAUGCUAGUUCACAAUACUAUAUAUUUGUGAUUAAUGAAUAUUUAUUAAUGAUUAUUUAUCUUUGUGUAAUUACAUUAUUUUGUAUAUUGUAAUAUUCCUAAUAAAUGAUUUUUGCGUAAUUAUAUUCUUAUAACAAUUUAAAUAUUAUAAACACAGUAAAAUUCUUUGAGUUGAUAUCCUUCUAAACUGAAAUCUUAAUUGGAACCGAGAAC